AUGGCGUGGACCAAACCGAACGUCGCGCAAGCGAUGCAAUCACUCCGCCUAACAGCCCUCCCAAAACCAACCUCCCGCCUCUCCACCCUCCAAACCCACGCCCGCAACAGCCGCAGCUACGCAACAGAAGCCGAAGCAACCAAGACACCGGCACCGGCAGCCCAAGAAAUCAACUUCGGAACCUUCUCCUCAAAGCCCGCCCGAAUCAUCCCCGCCUCCCCAGCCUACUUCUCCGGCAGCCCCCGAUUCAUCGACCACGUCCUGAAGCUGGAAUCCCUGCAAGCGAAAUACGCCUCCCUGCCCACAGUAGUAGCAGGCGAAGCACCCCGCAUGGCAUGGUUCAAGCUGGCCCAGUUCCGCGACUACGUGGGCGAGCCAGUCCCGAUGAAGAAAUACAAAUCCCUCGUCAAGAUCCUGCAGCGUCUCAACCGCAUCCAGCCAGACGUUGUCCCGGCCGAAGUCCGCGAAACGCUCGGUUCUUUCCUCCGUCCUGGAAAUCCGUAUGCGGUGCAGAACGAGCCGGCUACGCUUGAUGAGAAUGGGCGUGCGCGUGGUAAGGGGAAGAGGAAGGAGUCUUCGGCUGUUGUGCAGCUUGUUGAGGGUGAGGGUGAAGUGCUGAUUAAUGGGAAGAGUCUUGUUGAGGCGUUUAAGCGUGUUCAUGAUCGUGAGAGUGCGCUUUGGGCGCUGAGGUGUACGCAGCGUAUGGAUAAGUAUAAUGUUUGGGCUACUGUUCGCGGUGGCGGUGUUACUGGUCAGGCUGAGGCUGUGACGUUGGCUACUGCGAGGGCUUUGAUGGUUCAUGAGCCUGGUUUGAAGGGUGUUCUUAGGAAAGCUGGUGCUAUUACUGUCGAUGCUCGUCGUGUCGAGAGGAAGAAGCCUGGUCAUGUCAAGGCCCGCAAGAUGCCUACCUGGGUCAAGCGUUAA
This is a messenger RNA of Penicillium antarcticum, 924 nucleotides long. Its product is annotated as mitochondrial 37S ribosomal protein uS9m. Gene Ontology annotation, biological process: translation. The coding region runs from base 1 to 924 and encodes 307 amino acids. The transcript is spliced from 2 exons. NCBI's taxonomy places the organism in Eukaryota, Fungi, Ascomycota, Eurotiomycetes, Eurotiales, Aspergillaceae. The record is from RefSeq and is a predicted model, not a curated record. Gene Ontology annotation, cellular component: mitochondrial small ribosomal subunit; ribosome. Gene Ontology annotation, molecular function: RNA binding; structural constituent of ribosome.